Molecule: messenger RNA, 4493 nt
Organism: Linum trigynum
Lineage: Eukaryota; Viridiplantae; Streptophyta; Magnoliopsida; Malpighiales; Linaceae
Source: the annotation of a GenBank genome assembly
GACGGACGUCCGGUGCAAAAACCUGGAACCACUAGUAUUUUCUCUAACUAUUCUCUUCCCAGCUUCAUUUUCUCUUUCUUUGCGGCUGAAUUAGUGACUGCUGGAAGCUGUUACUGUUUCGGCAGUAUGAAGCCGAUUAGAAUCUUCGAUACUGGAUUGUCGAAGCUCAAAGGCGUCAAAACCACCAUAGUUGUCGCCACUCAGAACUCGCCGGAUUCUCGUCGCUGUUUCUCUUCCGCAGCGGAUAUCGAGUCACGAAGUACACCAGCAGAACCCCCUUGUGCGGGGAAGGAGGGUGAGAUCCUCAACUUAAUUCAAUCUUCACAGUGGCAUUCCGUCAAACACCUGGCUCCCGACUUGACAAUUUCUGUUAUUUCUUCCACUCUCCUUGCUCUUCAGAAAGCUCCUGAUUCUGCUCUCCGAUUCGUUACUUCAAUUGGGUUUGAAUCUCUUGAUUUGAAAACCAAAUGCUUAGCUGUUGCAGUGGUCUCUAGGUCCCCCUCCCCAAAACCCACGUUGCAAUUGCUAAAACAAACAAUUAGAAGUGGAGUGGAUGGCGCGGGUGAAGCUUUCGUCGAGUUGGUGCUUGCACGGGAUAAGUUGCGCAACGGAAGUACUUUACUUUUCGACUUAUUGAUCAGAGCUUGUUGCGAAUUGAAGAAGGGUGAUGAUGCUUUUGAGUGUUUUGAUAAGAUGAAGGAAAAUGGUGUCAUUCCCACGGUCGAGACGUGUAACGCAAUGCUGAGUCUGUUUCUGAGGUUGAAUCGGACAGACAAGGCAUGGGUUUUAUAUGCAGAGAUGUUUAGGUUGAAGAUCAAAUCCAGUGUGUACACAUUUAACAUUAUGAUUAAUGUGUUGUGCAAGGAAGGGAAACUGAAGCAGGCAAAGGAGUUCAUUCCUUUCAUGGAGAGUUUGGGAAUCAGGCCGACCGCUGUUACGUACAACACAUUAAUUCAUGGGUACUGCACAAGGGGGAGAUUUGAAGCCGCUCUUUUGGUUGUGGAUCUAAUGAAACGCAAAGGGGUUGAACCUGAUCCAUACACCUAUGGUUCACUUAUUACUGGGAUGUGCAAGGAAGGGAAACUUGAAGGUGCUUCCCAAUUGCUUGAGAAAAUGAAAGAAACUGGGUUGCUUCCAAAUGCUGUGACAUACAAUAUCUUGAUUGAUGGGUAUUGCAAUAAAGGCAACUUGGAGAUGGCUUUUCGCUACAAGGAUGAGAUGAUUGGGAAAGGUAUUUUGCCAACUGUGUCCACUUACAAUCUGCUCAUUCAUGCUCUACUUAUUGAAGCCCAAAUGGAUGAAGCUGAUAAGAUGGUAAAGGAAAUGAGAGAUAGUGGUAUUGUUCCUGAUUCUAUUACCUAUAACAUCUUAAUCAAUGGGUAUUCAAGAUGCAUGAAUGUUAAAAAGGCAUUCAACCUGCAUGAUGAAAUGCUGAGCGCAGGAAUUCAGCCAACACGAGUAACUUAUACGUCUCUCAUUUACGUUCUGAGUAAGCGGAAGAGGAUGGAGGAGGCUGACAAGUUGUUCGAAGAGAUUGUGAAGAAGGGCAUUCUGCCUGACCGUAUAAUGUUCAAUGCACUGAUUGAUGGUCACUGUGCAAAUGGGAAUAUGGAACGUGGAUUUGCAUUGUUGAAAGAGAUGGACAGAAUGAAUUGUUUGCCUGACGAAGUGACUUACAAUACCCUUAUGCAGGGCCGUUGCAGGGAGGGCAAAGUUGAAGAGGCUCGUGUUCUUAUCGAUGAGAUGAAGAGUAGAGGUAUUAAACCUGACCACAUAAGUUACAACACUCUAAUUAGUGGUUAUAGUAAGAGAGGUGAUAUUAAGGAUGCAUUUAGAGUUCGGGAUGAGAUGUUGAGUAUAGGAUUCAACCCUACACGCCUCACUUAUAAUGCACUGAUUCAAGGUUUGUGCAAAAACCAAGAAGGGGAUCUUGCUGAAGAGCUCCUUAGAGAAAUGGUUAGCAGAGGCAUUGCACCUGAUGAUAGCACGUACUUUUCUUUGAUUGAAGGGAUUGGGAGUGUUGAUGAGUUCUUGAGCAGUAAGACUUCAUGAUACGUUUCAUGACCGGAAAACGGUACACUGUAUCACACUUGUUUUUAACUAGUUCUCAGUGCUCCAAGCCGGGGGAAACGCAGAUAGUAGCAGGGGGAAUCAACAGAAUAUAAGGUUUCUGUCGAUAGUCUUGUAUUCCUCAAAGUUCCUUGGAUGCCGUCUUGCAUAGCAGUCCACAUAGCUUUGCACAUGCUGGAUAGCGCUCAGUCUUCUACAAGGUAUUUGAUAUGAUGAAAAGAGCCGAAAUGCUAUUCUACCGUAUGCACAAUUUCAUAUUUGGCUCAAUAAUGCAUGAGAUGCGUGAGAAACUUGAGAAAGGAACCCUUAUAAUGCUUUUAGUUUCACAAAUUCGUAAUUUUAUGUGUUCAGGGUUCUUUCUCCUUUUUCUCUGUUUCAUUACCUUUAGCAUCCAGGAGUGGAUCUUGACUCAAACACCAAAUCCAUCUUUUCUCUAUAAGCCACAACUCUUUGGUAAUUGGUAUAUACCGGGAAUCUUAACCUCUUGGUGGUAAUUGCAUGAUUGUUCAAUUGAGAUUUCUGCAGGCAGCAUAUAAUUGGACAAAGCCAGACACAUCAUUAACCACUUAUACACUUGAGGGUUUUACUUGGCCUCAAAGCCACAUGAAGAGCCGUGCACGUUUUUAUUUCAAAGCAUUAACCUGCAUACUCAUAUUGCAUUGAUAAGGGGCAAUGAACUCUUUCUUUGAGAGGGGAUCAUUGCUGCUUUUUCUGCUUUGUGCAUAAAAGCUUUAGCAGAUAGGGUACACUAUCUCACUUUUUCCCCAUAAAUCAUUGACCUAUUGGAAUGGAUUUCUUGGUAAAUAUAUCCUUAGAAAUGGUACAUACUUUCUGGUUCUUACUCACAAUGGUAAAUGCUUUCUGAUUUGUCAUUGUCGCACACAAUGUCCCUUUAUUACAGUAUGAGUUGGUGGAGAACACAUGCAUUUUGCACUAAAUCUGUCCUUUUCAUUCACUCACUUGCUGGUAUAUUUAUAGGUAAUUGAUUCCUGAUAUGCUACAACUGAAGCUUCCAUGGGGAAUUUUAUAGCUCAUAUCGUGCCUGGUUUGGCUUUAACUCUUCUUGGCUUAUGGCACAUCAUCAACACUACCAGGUCGUACUGCAACAACAAAACCUCCACAAGCUUCAUGGUCAAGUUUUGGCACCCUUUUAAUUGUCUUUUUUCCAGGCUCAAACACUUGGAGCCUAUCCUCAUUCUGUCCUUCUCCAUACUCUCAGUUUUGAACCAAAUUUUCAACUUCCCUCUUUUCCGCUUCUCCUUCGAGCUUGUAAACUUGGAACAUGCAACCAUGUUCCUUCAUCUUGCCAUCUUUGCAGGUUUCACCCUUUGCACAGAGAUAACUGAAUCAUCUCACAUCCUGUCUAGUGUGACUGGGAUACUUGCUACUUCCCUCUUUACCCAAGAGCUUUUCCUCCUUCAUUUCCACUCAGCUGACCAUGUAGGUCUAGAGGGCCAUUACCACUGGCUCCUUCAGCUUAUAAUAUUCGUCUCUCUUCUAUCAGCCUUAGCUUCCACUUUUUUCCCAACCAGCUUCCCAGCAGCCCUUGUUCUUUCGGUUUCAGUAGUAUUCCAGGGAUGUUGGUUCAUGAACAUGGGUUGUAUGCUGUGGCUUCCUCAGUUUGUUCCCCAGGGAUGCUUUAUGAAUAUGAUGCAGUCAGGUGGGAACAGCGGUUCUGUAAUUCAUGGAGCAGUCACCUGUGAAUCUUCUUACGCAGAUCAUAGGGCGAGAGCUCUUGCAAACUUGCAGUUCAGCUGGAUACUUGGUGGAAUCAUGUUGGUUACUGGUUGUCUUUGCCUGAAAUCAGUAGGGAAAUCCAGCCAGAGACUGCAGCAAUAUGAGCAGCUUAACACCAGCAGAGGUGGUGAUAGUCCUUCUCUCACCAUUAUCGAGGGCUUUAAGUAAGUCCAUCAAAAGACUGCAUCGUCGAAGCACUAGCUACUCGUAAUCUAGUUAAGAUGGUGAUUAUGAUUGUCAACAGUGUAGAAUGAAUAACUAAGGAUGCAUAUGUAUUGAACAUGUCUUUCAAUGCAAAAAAUGAAUGUCCAGGACUGAUAGUCUGAUACUGUUGGUAUAAAGAUAAAGCUGUCUUAUCGUACAGAAAGUAAAAAGGCCAGUUUAUUUUUGUUUUUUUUAAUGUGUUUGACGGAAGAGGAGAGGAAAGGGUUGCUUUUGCUAGUGCUUUUCCCACUCGUUCUCAAACUCAAUUUGUCUUUGCGUUUAUGGUCAAGAAAGGAACGACCGAACGAUGAGACCAUUUUGGUCGAUGCAAAAUUGUUCUUUAAUACGAACUAGGGCUUGGUCUAAUGGUAAUAUCACUAGUCUAAAUUUGGAGUUUUCAGGUUCUAAUUCUUUAAGUAGUAUCUUAAUAACCACAAAAUGAAAUCUAUAUCACCCUUAUCUAAAAAAAUUGGUCUUUAAUG